This is a messenger RNA of Heterotrigona itama, 1513 nucleotides long. The record is from the annotation of a GenBank genome assembly. Lineage: Eukaryota; Metazoa; Arthropoda; Insecta; Hymenoptera; Apidae.
GACUCCUUCAAAAUGGUAUUCAAGGUAAGCUUUGAACGUUCAGGUUACAGCGAGUCGUUGAAGGUCUAACACUUUAAGUACAGCGUAAUAAAAUAUAAAGUUUCCAUGAGAGAGAAUUCUUAUUAAAGUUACUGAUCACAUUCAUUGGAUGAUGGAAAAAUCUUUGUUGAAACAAUUUAUUGAGAUAAAUAAUUUUUCUAAAAGUAGCUUUCGAUUCGUUGGUCUCUUCUUUAUUAAAUUUUAGAGACUUCCGAAGAAACAGUUGUUAAAAUCUUCAGCCAGACAUAGUCGUUCCACAUUGAGCGAUUUUUACAUCAAAUAAUAAGACAAUUUUCUUGCAGUUCAUAGUACUCGCAGCCUUGUUGGCAAUAGCCAGUGCCGGUGGCCCAGCUGCCUAUGACAUUGCAACGGCGUCUGGUGAUCUCAGCAGCAUCGGUUUCAGUCAGGAAUCUACACAGAAAGGUCUCGGUGGUCAGAACGUGAUUUCUUCUUACACAAAGUCUGAUGACUCGGCUCACUCCUUUGUCCGCGUGAGCAGUCAUAGCAUCAGCAAUGAUGCUCUCCUCAACUACGACAUCAGCCAUACUUACGCUGCCCCGUACAGUUAUGCUACUGCAGCUCCUCUAAUCGCCAAGACUGCGAUCGCACCAGCUCCUCUAAUCGCCAAGACCUAUGCCGCUCCAGUCGCUGCUGCUCCUCUUCUGGCCAAGACUUAUGCCGCUCCAGUCGCUGCUGCUCCUCUUCUGGCCAAGACUUAUGCUGCACCUCUUUUGGCUAAGACUUAUGCUGCUCCAGUCGCUGCUACUCCUCUUUUGGCUAAGACUUAUGCUGCUCCAGUUGCUGCUGCUCCUCUUUUGGCCAAGACUUAUGCUGCUCCAGUUGCUGCUGCUCCUCUUUUGGCCAAGACUUAUGCUGCUCCAGUUGCUGCAGCUCCUCUUUUGGCCAAGACUUAUGCUGCUCCAGUUGCUGCUGCUCCUCUUUUGGCCAAGACUUAUGCUGCUCCAGUUGCUGCUGCUCCUCUUUUGGCCAAGACUUAUGCAGCUCCGAUCGCCGCUGCUGCUCCUCUGUCCUACGCUGCACCGGCUGCUCCUUUGUCCUAUGCUGCAUCAGCUGCUCCUUUGUCCUAUGCUGCAUCAGCUGCUCCUCUGUCUUAUGCUGCACCGACUGCUCCUCUCCUCGCUAAGAGCUAUGGAUACACUUCCUACGUUCCAGCUCGUGGAUUCGCUGCUGCCUCCAUCGCUCCAGCUUCUCUUCACUCUUAUGCCGCCUCCAAGGCCUACGGAUACGAGCACAUACCAUUUUCACAUAGCAGUUUUAGUGGUUUUGGUUCCAGCUAUGCCUGGUAAACCUGUGAUUCCAUAUGUUAACUUUUCAGUUUUUUUUUUUUUUUUUUGAGAAUGUAGAUCUUGGUCUUAUUUUAAUUGAGUCUUUGGGAUCCUAAAUCUUUUGAAUGAAGUUUCGAAGGUUUGAUGACUCCAAAGAUUAGACAUUUCUUUUUUUUAGUAAAAUUUAA